Molecule: messenger RNA, 435 nt
Organism: Rhizophagus irregularis DAOM 181602=DAOM 197198
Lineage: Eukaryota; Fungi; Glomeromycota; Glomeromycetes; Glomerales; Glomeraceae
Source: RefSeq, a predicted model, not a curated record
AUGGAUGAUUCUGAUGAAACUUUUAUUGAAGCUGAUGAAGAUCAGGAAUUUAAUUUGAAAUCUUUAAUUUCACAUUUUUUUAAAGUAUUUGUAGAAUCUUCCAAGGCGCAUUUUCACUUGAUGUUAAUUCCUAAUUGUUGGUAUAAAGAUGAAUAUAUGAGUUCAAGUGAUCCCUGCUCUGGUGAAGUGAUCAAAACCAAAAAAGCCAUUCAAUUUGCUAUUAAAGAUGGCUAUGAUGAGUUACUCCAAUUUAUAAAAGAAUUUAAUAGAAGAAAGGAAGCUCAACAAGCUCAAGAAGAAGCGGCUAAGCAGCAAGAAGCUUUAGCAAAUAGGAAGAUGACCACAAACGAUAAUAAAGUUCUUUGUAAUAGAAAAGGAGUAUUAAUUGAUUCAAAUCAAAUUUUGGAUCCGUUAAAACACACUCAAAUUAUUUGA